Sceloporus undulatus (fence lizard) is the source of this 3842-nucleotide messenger RNA. RefSeq names its product hydroxysteroid 17-beta dehydrogenase 3 (gene HSD17B3). Gene Ontology annotation, molecular function: oxidoreductase activity. The transcript has 11 exons. Gene Ontology annotation, cellular component: endoplasmic reticulum. Lineage: Eukaryota; Metazoa; Chordata; Lepidosauria; Squamata; Phrynosomatidae. The record is from RefSeq and is a predicted model, not a curated record. The coding region runs from base 138 to 818 and encodes 226 amino acids.
UUUACCUCCAUCUUUUUCCGGUCAAUGGGGAAUGGGCAGUGAUUACAGGAGCAGGAGAUGGCAUUGGAAAAGCAUAUUCCAUUGAGCUAGCCAAAUGUGGACUAAAUAUUGUUUUGAUUAGCAGAACACUCCAGAAAAUGCAAACAGUAGCCUCUGAUAUUGAACAGACUACAGGGCAAAGAGUGAAAAUCAUACAAGCUGACUUCACCCAAAAAGACAUAUAUAUUGAUAUUGAAGAAAGCCUUCAAGGAUUAGAAGUUGGAAUUUUGGUGAACAAUGUUGGAAUGCUUCAGACCAGCACCCCAUGCCAUUUUCUUGAGGCACCAGACAAUGAUGAGGCCCUUAUCAACUGCAACAUUAUGUCUGUUGCCCAGAUGACACGGAUAAUUUUGAAACAGAUGGUGACAAGACAAAGGGGACUGAUUCUGAAUAUAUCUUCUGCUGUUGCGACCUUCCCCUGUCCAUUAUAUGCCAUCUAUUCUGCCUCUAAAGCUUUUGGGUACACAUUUUCCAAAGCUCUUCAAGCAGAAUAUAAUGCAAAAGGAAUUAUCAUACAGGCAGUGACUCCUUAUUCUGUUUCGACUCCAAUGACCAUGUGGUCAAAGCCUAAUCUAAUCAACAAGACAGCAGAAGCUUUUGUUAGAGAGUCUCUGCAGUAUGUCACUUUGGGUGAUGAGACAUUUGGAUGCUUAACCCACGAAAUAUUGGCACGGCUCGUGAAGUGUAUUCCUUUGUGGAUUUUUCACAGUGAGAGAGUGCAAGAUAUGCUAAAAGAUGCUAUUUCCCAUCAGCUGAAAAAGAGUUUUAAAAGUAUCUGAAAAACACCUUCACUUGGAGCAGGUGUCAUUGUAGACACUUUCUUGAAAGUUCGGUGUGAAUUAUGCCAGCAGUGAAUUUGACAGGCCUUUCAUCUGAGCAAAUUUACAAUAGUAGUAGUAGUAGUAAUAAUAAUAAUAUCAAGUACUAACUACAAGUGUUUGUAUUUUCACUUCUGUAGGUUGCAUUUAGAGCUAUACACUGCAUUUAAUGCUAGUACAUAUUUUUAAAGAAGUUAUUUUAAUAAUAUUCAUUUUACUAUUAAUUUGAAUUUAAUACUGAUAUUCAGGAAAUAAUGUCAGUAUUGCUUUGGCAAUUCAUUUCAAUAAACACUAAGAAAAAUAUGUUUAAAUUAGGGAUGGGCAACGGUACAGGAAGUAGAGGCCAUUUUCCCUCUCUGAUCCUUCCUAAUGGGACACAUCAGUGCAUUUAGGCACACCCAAAGUGAUGCAGCAUUACUUCUUGCUGCUAUUUUGGAUGAUUUGUGAUCUUCUUUUUGUUUUGGAGUUGUUGUUUUUAGGAGGCUUGGAGGCUCUGAGGAGGUUAGAGAAAGCAAAUUUUCAGUUAGGUUUCAGCAGCAUUUGGUUGGUUUUACAGCAAAACCAACACAGGCAGAUGCAUCCAAGACAUUAUAAUUUUUGACCACAUAUGACCCUUGUUACUGACACUUUCCAUUCACUGAACUUGUAUUAAGGGGACAUGGCUUUUUAUAGAAUAUAUUUGCCCAUUGUCAGCAACACAGGCUGUUGCCCCACUGCAGGAAAAAAAACCCAUUUGACCCAUUUUAGCUACCAUGACUCAGUGCUAUGUAAUUUUGGGAUUUGUAGUUUGAUGAGAUAUCAGAGCACUCUGACAGGGAAGGCUAAAUAUCUCACAAAACUAUAAAUCCCAAAAUUCCAUAGCAUUAAGGCCUGGAAGUUAAAAUGGUAUCAAAUGGUUUUAUUUCUGCAGUGUGGCAGCAGCCUGUGAUAAGUAGAUUGUGGGAAAGGGAAACAGGGUAGCAAAAUACUGCUUUGGACUGGAAGGUAUGUAUUACGAGCUAUCAACACAACAGACUACAUCUGCCUGGUAGAUCUAAGGCCUCCAAUCACUUGCAGUGGUGUAAUCUCACCAUAGUUAGUAAGGCUGUUCUGGGAUAUGUGGCUUAAGGAGUGCAUCCUUAAAUAAGCAAAGGCUUUAUUCUUAUAGAAAUGAGAGUUGCAAAUCAGUCUAGACAAGCAGUUUGCAUUGCAGUGAAUCUUUUCCUUUCCUUUUACAAAAAUGAACCUUUGAUCCCAGUAUUAUAAACACUAUUAUCACGCCUGCAGCAAAAGACAGCACUCUACUGUUUACGAAGACCACCAGGGAGUGAAACAGAUAUUUUAUUAUACUGCAGCAUAACAGGACUUCAAAACAGAUUUGGCCUUGGAGAUGGAAUGGCUCCAUUUGUUUUUAGAAAAUACCACAGUAACAUUCCUUUGAAAAGUAACAAGUGCAACAGACAGCCAAAUUUGUCUGGCAGGUGUUUGAAUAUAUGUUAUCUGGAUCUCCAUACUAAAUACGAUUUCCAAGGUAGGGAAAAGAUAAAGAAAUAUGUGCAGGAACAUUGUCUCAUGUCAGAUUUAAUUCCUCAUAUCACCUGAUCUGAAGUUUGGAAAUGUUACUUUUAAGGAAUGAAAUCCUCAGAUUCUCUCAAAAGCAACAUAGUCACUAUUAUUUUUAAACUAACAAGACUACCCUUUUGGAAAGUGUAUAGAGUUAUACCUCAGUUAUCCUAAAGGCGUCAGAUCCAGUCUAAUCUUGGAAGCUAAACCAGAGUUAGCUCUGGUUAGUACUUGGAUGGGAAUCUACCAAUUAAUACCAGGUGCUUUAGGCUAGAUUUUAGAGGAAUGAAUUGGCAAACUCACAUGUGAGUAUUCUUUGCUUAAGAAAAUCCUUUGAAAUUAAUGGGGUCGCAAUAGGUUGACAGGCAGCUUGAAGGUGCAUGCAUGCACACCAAAUACAUUUAUUUCUGGUCAUGACAUCUUCAACACAAAAUUGGACCAAAACACACAGAAAAUUUAAUGAUUGGGUAGAGAUUUGGGAUUGCAUUACUCAUUGAAAAAGAUGAUACUGCUCAGGAAAGUAGAAGGCCACAUUACAAAUGGAUUGAUUCAGUCAAGGAAUCCACGGCCCUGAGUUUGCAAGACCUGAGCAGGGCUGCCAAUGUCUGGAACUCUUGGAGGUCUCUCAUUCAUAGGAUCACCAUACAUCAAAGCCAACUUGAUGGCAAAUAACAACAAUAACAAGAGACCUGAACCCAGAUCAGUAUCAGACUUUACUAUGCACCCAGUUAGUCCUGAGCAUAAACCCUUUUUAUAGUGCUGUAUUCCCCAAUUGAUGUUUAGUAGUUUUGUGGUAAAUAAAAUUAAUGGGAAUUAAAUACAAAGGUGUGCAUGUAUAUAUUGAAGCAGCCACAUUAUUUUUACAUUAUUUCUCUUUCAAAAAUAACUGAACAAACAUAUUGCUCAGGGCAGCAUACUUUCCAGCCCCCAUUUUAUCUAUCUGUAAAGUUGAUUGGCUCAACUCAGAGGUGGGAGACUAAAGGACAGUCUGGAAGAGUUGAGGACCACAAAAAACUAGGGCCACACUUUGCCCACCUCUGGCCAGUUUAAUGGUGUCUGAUACACAGUCACCCAGUAGACUUAGGCUGAGAUACUGCAUCAGGAGAUGUAUGUACCACAUGCAGCUAAAUCUCAGCAGUUAUGUCUCCUUUCUGACUGUAGUCCUCAUUUGUUAGAUUUCAUUGUUGUUGUUGUUUUUAUUUGAAAGGCAAACUGCAUGCAGCUGUGGUUGGUGCUUAGAUUAUCAUGUAUAACCACCAGAGACUGGGCCUUGUAACAUCAAACAGGGGCAGCCCUGUGUGACAUCACAAUGAGUUAUCCUAGAUCUCAGGCUUCAUCCUUGAAAUCUCUGGGCCUAGGAUCAUCCUGACUUGACAGCCCUUGGGGUAUAAGAGCUGCCCAUAGCUUUCAUGUCAGACAGACAGAGGACCUUACUGCACAGGA